Molecule: messenger RNA, 1325 nt
Organism: Mercurialis annua (annual mercury)
Lineage: Eukaryota; Viridiplantae; Streptophyta; Magnoliopsida; Malpighiales; Euphorbiaceae
Product: 1-aminocyclopropane-1-carboxylate oxidase
Exons: 3
Coding region: 35-1234 (399 amino acids)
Source: RefSeq, a predicted model, not a curated record
UCAGAAAUAUUAACUUGUAUCCGUCACACUAUUGAUGGCAUUUUCACCUGAACCACCACUAUCCACUAUGCCUGAAAAUCUUUGGCAAAACAAAACUAUGCCUGAAAACAAUCCUAUUGAUUUCCGUGCCCCGCCGCCAUCUCCGGUCGCCUCAGGUCGGAGAUCUUCUUUCGCCAAUGACGACGUGCUGGCUGAAUUUCUUGAGCACUCCCUACGAGUUCCUGAUUUAGUAUUGCCUGACAAUAUAUUCCCUAGACAAAAGAUUCUUGAAACUCCUCCAAGAAUUGAUUUACAGUCAUUAUUAAUCGAUUCUCCUUCGGACCAAGACUCAAUUUCCAAGAUUCCGGAAUCUUUGUCAAGAAUUGGGUGCUUUCAGCUUGUUAAUCAUGGAAUUCCAGGUGAUUCUGUGAGAUCGGUGCUUGCAUUGGCUGCCGGAAUAUUUAGCUUGCCGCCGGAGAAAAGGGCGGUGGCGACAAGGUCGCCGGAAAAGCUUUACGGGUUUGAGGAAGUUCAUGAGGAAGAGAGUGAAUUGACGAGUGAAGAGUUCGUGUGGUGUAGAGAUGAGAAGUUGAAGUUAGAUAUGGAGGGAAUAUGGCCAUCAGGAUAUUCAAAUUUCAGUGAUAAAAUGGAAACUCUAGCAUCAAAAAUGGAGAAUGUGGCAGUGAAAAUUCUUCAAGUAAUUCAAGAAAAUUGUCAGGUAAAACAUGAUCGAAACGACGAUAGAACGCAGAGCCAAGAUCUUGUUGGAUCAGUAUGCUACCUUAACAAACAUAAGCAGAAGAUGUGUAAUGAGGGAUCUGCUGAUUCUUUAGGAUAUGAUAUUAUCAGAAUGCUAAUAAGAGGAAAUGAUUACAGUCAUGCACUGUGUUUUCAUGCAUGUGAUGGAUGUUCAGAGUUACAUGUUUACUCCAAAAAAGGUUGGCUAUCUUUUUGCCCUGAUAAAGAUGCAAUCAUUGUCACCAUUGGUGAUCAAUUGCAGAAUCUAAGUGGUGGGCAGUACAGGCAUGUGUUAGGAAGGGCAAUAUUCAAGAGUGAAGAAAAUGACUGUAUGUCAAUGGCUUUUCUCUACUCUCCUCCAAGGAAAACCACCGCCACCGCCACUGCCGCCCCGGCCACCGUCUCUACUGCCAAACAGAGAGAGGGAAAGACUAUUUCCCUUAGGCAACAAGUUAUAGUGGCAAUAUUUUUGACUCUUAUAUACCACUUUCUGGUUUAUGUUUAUACCAAAGUUUGAUGUAAAUAAUACAUAAUGAGCUACAUUACUUCUGUUUAUUAAAUUGUCAUUAAAUCCUUUCCAAUUUGAAGUAAAAUGAUUUAUACGGAAA